Cygnus olor (mute swan) is the source of this 5829-nucleotide messenger RNA. RefSeq names its product PH domain and leucine rich repeat protein phosphatase 1 (gene PHLPP1). The transcript has 17 exons. The record is from RefSeq and is a predicted model, not a curated record. Gene Ontology annotation, molecular function: protein binding. The coding region runs from base 123 to 4898 and encodes 1591 amino acids. Lineage: Eukaryota; Metazoa; Chordata; Aves; Anseriformes; Anatidae.
GCUGGGGCUGAGGCGGGCGGCGCGGGGGCCCCUGCGCGGAGCUGCGCUGCCCGCCGCGCCCUGAGCCCUGAGCCCCGCCGGGACGCGGCGUCCCUCCUUCCCCCGCUCCCUUCCAGCAGGCGAUGGAGCAGCGAGCCGGAGACGCCCCGCCGGCCGGCGGCGGGCGGGCAGAGCCCGGCAAGAGCCCGCCGGGCAGCGGCAGCCGGGCGGAGAGCGGCGGCCCGCGGAGGAGGAGAGCGGCCGGCGGCGGCGGCGGCGGUGGUGGUGGUGGAGGCGGCGGCGGCGGCGGCUCGGCGCCCCCCGCCGUGCUGGCGACCCCCGGCGCCGCCAACUCGCUGCUGCUGCGGCGGGGGAGGCUGAAGAGGAACCUCUCCGCCUCCUCCUCGUCCUCCUCGGCCGCCCCGGCGGGCACCCGCAGCCUGGACAGGAAGGCGCUGCUGCUGCUGCCCAAGCCCCCCCGGCAGCUGCAGCCGCUGCAGCCCCCGGAGCGGGACUGGGUGCGGCGGGACGUGCGGCGGGGCUGCGUGCACGUCUACGAGCGGCACGCCGCCUGCUACCUGCGCCCGGUGCUCUGCACGCUGGACACCACGGCCGACGAGGUGGCCGCCCGCCUGCAGCAGCUGGGGCACCGCGGCGGCAGCGGCGUGGUGCGGGUGCCGGGCAAGCCGGGCGCUGCGACGCCCCCGCCGCCGCCUCCUCCUCCUCCCGCUCCUCCGCAGCAGCGGAGACCCCCGCCCGAAGCGGCCGGGGAGAGGCCGAGGAGCCGCCGGGGAGCUCGGAGCGGGCCGGCCCCGGCAGCCGGAGGGGACGGCAGCGCCGACGAGAGCGAGGCGGCCGGCGGCAGGCCGAGCCCGGCGCCCUCCGAGCGGAGCCCCGCGGCGCCGCCCCCCGCCGGCGAGCUGUACCUGGCGGGGCCGCCGCUGUCCUGCCCGUCGCUGCUGGGCGAGCUGGGGCCGGCCGGCUCCGACACGGAGAGCUUCAGCCCCAGCGCCGAGAGCGUCUCCGACCGCCUGGACCCCUACAGCAGCGGCGGCGGCGGCGGCUCGUCCUCCUCGGAGGAGCUGGAAGCGGAGCCGGCGCCCCCCGACGGCGCGGGGGAGGCCGCGGGGCCGGCACGGAGCCCCCCGGGGCCGGGGGAGCCGCCGAGGGCCGGGGGGGCUCCGGGGGGCGAAGCCAUCGGCCGGGAGCCGCCGUCGGGGCCGCCCGCCCUCUACGUGCAGCUGCACGGGGAGACCAGCCGGCGGCUGGAGGCCCACGAGAAGCCGCUGCAGCUCCAGAACGACUACCUCUGCCAGCUGGGCUACCGGGACCUGUGGCGGGUGCAGGAGGAGGGCAUGGACGCGGAGACCGGCUGCCUCAUCCGCUUCUACGCCGGAAAGCCCCACAGCACUGGCAGCUCCGAACGGAUUCAGCUCUCAGGAAUGUACAAUGUUCGAAAAGGGAAAAUACAUUUGCCAGUCAACAGAUGGACAAGACGUCAAGCUAUCCUUUGUGGAACAUGCCUAAUUGUCUCAUCAGUAAAAGAAAGCCAGACUGGAAAGAUGCAUGUCCUCCCUUUAAUUGGUGGAAAAGUGGAAGAAGUGAAAAAGCACCAGCACUGUUUAGCAUUUAGCUCCUCUGGACCUCAAAGCCAGACCUACUACAUUUGUUUUGAUAACUUCACUGAAUACUUGCGAUGGCUUCGACAAGCAUCAAAGGUUGCAUCACAGCGCAUAAGCUCAGUGGAUCUUUCAUGCUGCAGCCUGGAGCAACUGCCUGCCAACCUGUUUUAUAGCCAAGACCUCACUCAUCUCAAUUUAAAGCAGAACUUCCUGAGGCUAAACCCUAGCCCAUCUACAAGUAGAGCGCUUAAUGAAUUGCAAAGAUUCACUAAGUUGAAGAGCCUUAACCUCUCCAAUAAUAAUUUAGGAGACUUCCCACUGGCGGUCUGCAGCAUCCCAACCCUGACUGAACUCAACGUGUCCUGCAAUGCCCUUAGAAAUGUUCCAGCAGCUGUAGGCGAGAUGCACAACUUGCAGACAUUUUUGCUGGAUGGUAACUUUCUCCAGUCCCUUCCUGAUGAACUGGAGCAUAUGCAUCAGCUCAGCUACGUGAGUCUGUCCUUCAAUGAAUUCACUGACAUUCCAGGAGUAUUAGAAAAGCUGACUGCCAUGGAUAAACUCUGCAUGUCGGGAAACUGUGUGGAUACCCUCAACUUACAAGCGUUAAAAAGGAUGCCUCAUAUUAAACAUGUGGACCUAAGACUAAAUUCAAUUAGGAGAUUGGAGGCUGAUGAAACAGACUUUCUGCACCAUGUGACCCAAUUGGAUCUCAGAGACAACAAACUUGGAGAGCUGGAUGCGACAGUUUUUAACAAUGUUGAAGUGUUACACUGUGAACGAAAUCAACUGGUAACUCUCAAAAUCAGCGGAUAUUUUCUUAAAGCCCUGUAUGCUUCCUCGAAUGAACUUGCUCACCUUGAUGUGUAUCCAGUUCCUAAUUAUUUGGCUUAUAUGGAUAUUUCUAGAAAUCGCCUGGAAAACCUACCUGAGUGGGUAUGUGACAGCAGAAAACUGGAAGUGUUGGAUGUUGGCCACAAUCGGAUACGUGAGCUGCCUGCCCGGUUGUUUUACAAUAGUAGCUUGCGUAAGCUGCUGGCGGGACAUAACUUGUUAGGAAGGCUACCAGAUCGGCUUGAACGAACACAAGUGGAGGUCCUGGAUGUGCAACAUAACCAGCUCCUUGAACUGCCAUCUAACCUGCUUUUGAAAGCAGACAGCCUGAGAUUUCUUAAUGCAUCUGCCAACAAACUGGAAAUGCUUCCUCCAGCCACUCUUUCUGAAGAGACCCAUAGCAUCUUACAGGAGUUGUAUUUGACCAAUAACAAUCUCACAGAUAAAUGCGUACCCUUGCUAACAGGCCAUCCACACCUAAAAAUCUUGCACAUGGCCUACAAUCGCCUACAGAGCUUCCCUGCAAGUAAAAUGGCCAAGCUGGAAGAGUUGGAGGAAAUUGAUAUUAGUGGGAACAAACUGAAAGCCAUUCCAACAACCAUCAUGAACUGUAGACGCAUGCAUACUGUAAUUGCUCAUUCCAACUGCAUCGAAGUCUUCCCAGAAGUCAUGCAGCUGUCUGAAAUAAAGUGUGUGGAUCUAAGCUGCAACGAACUGAGUGAAAUCACAUUGCCUGAAAACCUGCCUCCAAAACUGCAAGAGCUGGACCUGACUGGAAAUCCCAGAUUAGCCUUGGAUCACAAAACCCUGGAGCUGCUGAACAAUAUCCGUUGUUUCAAGAUCGACCAGCCCUCAGCUGGUGAUGCUUCAGGAGCUCCAGCAGUGUGGAGUCAUGGUUACACAGAAGCAUCAGGAGUUAAGAACAAGCUGUGUGUGGCAGCACUCUCGGCCAAUAACUUCUGCGACAACAGGGAGGCACUUUAUGGUGUUUUUGACGGUGACCGCAAUGUGGAAGUGCCGUAUCUCCUGCAAUGCACUAUGAGUGACAUUUUGGCAGAAGAGCUACAGAAAACAAAAAAUGAAGAGGAAUACAUGAUCAACACGUUCAUCGUUAUGCAGAGGAAACUUGGAACAGCUGGACAAAAACUUGGAGGCUCUGCUGUUCUUUGCCAUAUAAAACAUGAUCCCAUGGACCCUGGCGGAUGCUUCACGUUAACCUCAGCAAAUGUAGGGAAGUGCCAAACUGUUCUCUGCCGGAAUGGGAAACCUCUGUCUUUGUCCAGGUGUUAUGUGAUGAGUUGUGAAGAAGAACUGAAGAGGAUUAAGCAGCAUAAGGCCAUUAUCACAGAGGAUGGCAAAGUGAAUGGUGUGACGGAUUCAACAAGAAUCCUGGGAUACACGUUCCUUCACCCGAGUGUUGUACCGCGUCCUCACGUCCAGUCCAUUACCUUAACUCCACAAGAUGAGUUCUUCAUUCUGGGGAGCAAGGGGCUGUGGGAUAGCCUCUCGAUGGAUGAGGCAGUGGAAGCAGUCAGAAAUGUGCCUGAUGCGCUGGCAGCUGCGAAGAAGCUUUGCACUUUGGCCCAGAGUUACGGCUGCAACGACAGCAUCAGCGCCGUUGUGGUCCAGCUCAAUGUGACGGAGGACAGCUUCUGCUGCUGUGAGCUUAAUGGGGUCCCACCCCCCAGCCCCGGCAUUUUCCCCCAGUCCGUCAACGUGGUCAUCAAGGACAGGCCUGCGGAUGCUCUCGGGAUGCCGUCUUCGAGCAGCGGCAUGGCUUCCGAGAUCAGCAGCGAGAUCUCCACCUCAGAGAUGAGCAGCGAGGUGGGGUCCACAGCCUCCGACGAGCCUCCGCAGGUCACCAUGAACGAGAACAGCCCAGCCUACCCCGGGGAGCAGCGCUGCAUGCUGCACCCUGUCUGCCUGUCCAAUUCUUUCCAGCGGCAGCUCUCCAGCGCCACUUUCUCCAGCGCCUUCUCCGACAACGGCCUUGACAGCGACGAUGAGGAGCCCAUAGAGGGGGUGUUCACCAACGGCAGCCGUGUGGAAGUGGAGGUGGACAUCCACUGCAGCCGAGUGAAGGAGAAGCAGCUUCUCCAAGUGCCUGUGGAAGCCAGUGACGAAGGUAUUGUCAUCAGUGGCAACGAGGAUGAGCCCGGCCUUCCCAGGAAAGCUGAGUAUUCUGCCACGGGCACAAUAGGGCGCCGACGGGGCAAUGGCUCAGUGGCGCCGCAAGAGAGGAGCCAUAACUUGAUCGAAGUUGCAACGGAUGCGCCUCUCAGAAAAACAGGGGGAUACUUUGCUGCUCCGGCACAGCCAGAUCCAGAUGACCAGUUCAUCAUCCCCCCAGAGCUUGAAGAAGAGGUCAAGGAGAUCAUGAAACAGCACCAGGAGCAGCAGCAGCAACAGCAGCAGCGGCAGUAUCAGAUGGACAACCUGGCAGACUAUUACGAUACACCACUAUGACCCACUCUACUGCUCGCAAUUAAACUAACAAACAAGGAGACUUGAGUGCAGGACCCAGUGGGCUCAUGCUACAGCAGGGGUUUUCCUUCUCCUUUUCCUUUAUACACUUCCUUUUCCUUAUCCUGCCACUACAGAUAACUGCAGCUUUUCAGUUUCUUAGGUUUAAUAUUCGUGGACUUUCUUCUAGAGACGCUUUACCAGUAAAGUUUAAAAUAGUUAAUAUUCCCUUAACAUAUCAAGUGUAAAAACAAAAAAAAAAAAAAACAAAAAAAAUAAUAAAAAUAAUAAAAAGGUUUAAUAUAUUGCUGAGAAACAGAUGAUGAUGUAAUAUUUUUUAAAAUGGCUUGUUUGUUUUGUUUGAAAAGCAGGGCAGUAGCCAGUGCUAAAUGAUUUAAGUAAUAUUGUAAUACUGUAUUUCUUUGAGAGAAAAGGCUUUUUUUGGUCUUGAAAAUGAUAGACAUUUGUAGAAUAUGGAGACUAACUCCUAGGAGUUGCUUUACUCUUUCAGGUGACUUAAGUCACUGAGAUUCACUAAUUUUCUCUGAGAGAACAGUUGAUUGGGAAACUACUGUAAAUAGCUCAGUGUUGUAUAGUGAUGCUUCCAUGUUUUGUAGCCUUGGCAUUAAGGACACAACCUGAAAAACUGACCUUUUUCUUAAGCAACUCUUUGGGCCAUGGUCAUUAAACAUAACGGACUGAGUGACUGCAUACAAGUUAGCUAGAGUUUAGAUGGUAUAGACCAUUGAAAGAAACCCACUUUUUCCUCUGGUCUCUUUCUUUCCUUACUUUUGCAGACAUGUUUUAUUUGUGUUCCUUAUUGCUGCCACAACCAGCAUGAUUGUAUAGAGCUCAUUUGCUGUAGAACAUUUACAUACCAAGAGUUAUAUUAAAGCCGAAUGCACAAAUGAACAUGUCAUAAUUUUUGUUAUAA